UAAAAAUGGCGGAACUUUCAAAAGUGUUUUGUUUUGUACGAAAAUAGUCUGCUUUUUUCUUGCAAAAAUGAGGUAAUUAUUUGAGAACUUAAAGAGAAAAUCAUCCCACAGUUAUGGACCAAGUACACGAGCUCUCAGACGCACUUCCUACGCCAAAACUCCCGAUCCUUCACGUCGAGGUGAACCAAAUUAACACUAGCACCGUUUCUCGUCAACAGUUGGGUUCAGCGGUUGCAGAACUUCUCUCAGAGGUUCAAAGCAUCCACGGGGAUACAUGUUUUAUCGAGUUCACCGACGAAUAUUUAAAGGAAAAUGUUAAGAGUAUCUGCGUUGUUUGUGAUACCGAUUAUUUCAGCAAAUAUGGCCAGGUUGUACAGUUAUCAAAAGCAUCCUUGAGUUUUCAUGUCUACCAACUCCACGAUGAUGAGCCUGGUUCUGAGGAGUUAGAAGAUGACAUAUCCGCUGCAAAUCAUUGGAUGUUACCUGCAGAAGAAUUUCAUGGUUUAUGGGAAAAUUUGCUAUUUGAUUCAGAUGUCAAAAACCAACUCUUGCAAUAUGCCUCCACAACUCUUUUAUUUUCUGACAGAGGAGUAAACACCAAUAUUAUAUCCUGGAAUAAAGUUGUUUUGCUUCAUGGUCCACCUGGCACAGGGAAAACCUCGCUCUGCAAAGCUCUGGCACAAAAAUUGUCCAUUCGACUAGCAGAUAGAUUCCACACUGGUCAACUUAUCGAGAUCAAUAGCCAUAGCUUGUUUUCAAAAUGGUUUUCAGAGAGUGGUAAGCUGGUGAUGAAAAUGUUUCAGAAAAUUCAGGAAUUUAUCGACGAUAGCCAAACAUUGGUUUGUGUACUCAUAGACGAGGUUGAAAGUCUAACAGCAGCGCGCAAGUCUGCUUUGAAUGGUCAGGAGCCAUCCGAUGCCAUUCGUGUCGUGAACGCUUUUUUAACACAGAUUGAUCAAAUAAAAAGAUAUCCAAAUGUUAUCAUUUUGACGACUUCAAAUAUUACUGGUGCAAUAGACUUGGCCUUUGUUGACAGAGCUGAUAUUAAACAAUACAUUGGACCCCCUUCGCCCAAAGCUAUUUACAAAAUAUACCAUUCGUGUAUUAAAGAACUAGUCAGGACAAGCAUAAUAUCACCAGCAACCCAAAUAUUAGAUUUAAGAGCCCUCGAGGUGCUUAGAUUCGUCGACAACGAUGUCACACAUUGCAGUUUGAAAUUGAAGAAAAUUGCAGAUAAGAGUUUCCAGUUGAGCGGUCGAACUCUUCGAAAACUGCCAUUUUUGGCUCAUGCACUUUAUUCGCAAUCGCAGGCAAUAUGUUUGGAGGAGUUUCUCGACUAUCUUUCUAUUGUGGUCGAUAAACAGUUUGAAGAGAAAGCUAAUUUAUGUCCAAUGGAAGAGGAAAAGAGACAGGUUGCUAUUAACGGCGAAAUUUAACGGUCGCUCAAGAAAAACAAAAGCACUAAGCAUAAGCGAUAUAUAUAAGUAAUU
Messenger RNA from Dendronephthya gigantea, 1490 nucleotides. RefSeq names its product pachytene checkpoint protein 2 homolog. Gene Ontology annotation, biological process: reciprocal meiotic recombination; meiotic recombination checkpoint signaling. Gene Ontology annotation, molecular function: ATP binding; ATP hydrolysis activity. The transcript has 16 exons. The record is from RefSeq and is a predicted model, not a curated record. Gene Ontology annotation, cellular component: nucleus; chromosome. NCBI's taxonomy places the organism in Eukaryota, Metazoa, Cnidaria, Anthozoa, Malacalcyonacea, Nephtheidae. Bases 114 to 1436 code for a protein of 440 amino acids.